UCAAACACGUGCAUUUCAUUUGUUUAUUUUUAGAAAACAUUAAGUAUUAAAAAUCUAAUUAAAAAUAAUAUUGAUUUAAAAAUGGUAAAAAAAAAAAUUGAUAAUAGAAUACGUGUUAUGAUUGAAAAUGGGGUUAAAUUAGGACAUCGGACUAUGUUCUUUAUUAUCGGGGAUAAAGCCAGAGAUCAGGUACCAAUCCUGUAUGAUAUAUUGUGUAAAUCAUCCGUUAAAUCUCGGCCAAUAGUUUUAUGGUGUUAUAAAAACAAGGACGAGGCCAUUUCAAGUCACGGUCAAAAACGAAUAAAAAAAAUCAAGGCGGGCAAAAUAGAUAUAAACGAUACUGAUAUGUUUGACGCAUUUAGAGUUUCCACAACUAUUCAUGGUCGAUACUAUUCAGAUACACACACUAUUUUAGGUAAAACAUAUGGAGUAUGUGUUUUACAGGACUUUGAAGCUUUAACUCCUAAUCUGAUGGCUAGAACAAUAGAAACUGUCGAAGGUGGUGGUAUGAUUAUUUUUUUGCUUAAAACAGUACAAUCUUUAAAGCAGUUAUAUACAAUGUCGAUGGAUGUUCACAAAAGAUUUCGAACUGAAGCACAUCAGACUGUUACGUGUCGUUUUAAUGAAAGAUUAAUACUUUCUCUAGCAGAGUGCAAACGAUGCUUGGUGUUAAACGAUGAAUUAGCUGUUCUCCCAAUAAGUUCUAAAACUAUCGAAAUUCAACCCGUAAAUGUUGCUAUAAUUAAAAACGAAAAAUGUGAUAUGUUAAAAGAUCUAAAAGAAAAUUUAAAAGAGGUAGUUCCAGCGGGACCUUUAGUAAACUUAUGUAAAACCUAUGAUCAAGCAAAAGCAAUUAUCCAGUUAAUAGAGCUCUUAGCAGAAAAACAGUUAAAACCACCUACAUGUGUAACAGCAGCAAGAGGUAGAGGUAAAUCUGCAGCUAUGGGAUUAGCAAUAGCUGCAGCUAUAAGUUUCGGUUAUGUAAACGUUUUUGUAACAUCACCACAUCCAGAAAACUUAAUAACCUUAUUUGAAUUUGUGCUAAAAGGUUUUGACGUUCUUGAAUACCAAGAACAUAUAGAUUACACAAUAGUCCGCUCUACCAAUCCAGAUUUUAGAAAAGCCAUUAUAAGAAUAAAUAUUACUCAUGGAAAUAAACAAACAAUACAAUAUUUUUUGCCAACUGAUGGACAUCUCCUCAAUUCUGCAGAUUUUGUAGUGAUUGAUGAGGCAGCAGCUAUUCCGUUACCACUUAUAAAAAAAAUGCUAGGAUCUUAUGUUGUUUUUAUGUCGUCUACCAUAAAUGGUUAUGAGGGAACUGGUCGAUCAUUAAGUUUGAAAUUAUUUAAUCAAUUACAAAAAGACAAUAAUGCGCCACCACCCAUUAAACUUAAUGACUCCAUAAGGUACAAUGCAGGUGACGACAUUGAGGAAUGGUUGAUUUCGUUGCUUUGUUUAAACGCCGCAGAUUUGCCAUUUAUUGAAUCGAGUUGUCCAUCUCCAGAUACUUGUGAGCUGUAUUAUAUAGACCGGGAUGCAUUAUUUUCAUAUCAUAAAGCGGCUGAGUUAUUUUUGCAUAGAAUUGUUUCAAUUUAUGUCGCUUCACAUUAUAAAAACAGCCCAAAUGAUUUACAAAUAAUGAGUGACGCUCCUGCUCAUAAUUUAUUUUGCUUAGUAGGACCUGUGAAAAAGAAGGACCAACUUCCAGAGCUUUUAUGUGUUAUACAGAUCGCUUUGGAAGGAAAAAUUUCGUCCAAAAGCGUUAAGGAAUCAUUUUCGAGAGGGAAAAAAGCUGCCGGAGAUUUAAUACCUUGGACUAUAGCCGAACAGUUUCAAGAUAGUGAAUUCCCCAAUUUAUCUGGAGCAAGAAUAGUUCGUAUCGCAACACAUCCAAACUAUCAAAGAAUGGGAUACGGUAAAAGGGCUUUGGAAUUGUUACGUGAUUAUUAUGAAGAAAAAUUUACUAAUUUAGAUGAAAACUACGAGCAAUACAUUGUUGAUGGAAUUAAAGAAAUUGAGGAAAAUGAAGUAAAUUUACUGCAGGAAAUUAUUAAACCAAGAGAGAAUAUUCCCACACUGCUUAAACGUCUAACAGAGCGAGCUGCUGAACCCUUAGAAUAUUUAGGAACUUCUUAUGGAUUAACAAAGGAUCUCUUGAAAUUCUGGAAGUCUCAAAAAUUCAUUCCAGUUUAUAUAAGCCAGAAGGAAAACGAAUUAACAGGGGAGCAUUCUUGUAUAAUGAUAUCCGAUCUUACAAAAGGUGGUAGUAGCACUAUAAACGGUAAUUGGUUAUCGUUAUAUUUCCAAGAUUUCCGGCGGAGAAUCAUUAAGUUAUUAUCAAGCGCUUUUAGAGGCUUGCCUACUCACCUAAGUUUAUCAGUAUUAGAUAACAAAGCAGUUAAAAUAGAUGAAAUAAAAAUUGAUGCAACCAUUUUAAAUAUGUACUUUUUACCGCACGAUUUGCAAAGAUUGGAAGCAUACGCCAAAAAUCUAGUCGAAUAUAAACUUAUAGCUGAUUUGUUUCUUAGCAUAGCUCAGUUGUAUUUUGAAUGUAAAUUACAGAGCAUUAAACUUGAUGCCUUACAAAAGGCAAUUUUACUAGGCAUAGGAUUACAAGGUAAAACAGUUGAUAACUUAGCCAAGGAGAUGAAUUUAGCUGGGAAUCAAAUAUUAGCUAAAUUUCACGACUUAUUAUCGAAAAUCAGUAGAGAAUUUCAUCAGAUUCUUAAAGGGCAAAUUGAAGAAACAAUAAUUGAUCAUACAAAUUUUAGUGAAAAAAUCAGCCCACUAAAAGAUUCCUUAGGAGAUGAAUUAGACGAAGAAGCAAAAUUGUUGGCUAAAAAACAAAAGGAGCAAUUAAGGGCAUUGAAAAGAAGCGCUUUGCAGAAAUAUGUAAUUAAAGGGACUAAUGAAGAAUGGUCAAGUGUUCUACAAAAAUCAAAGUCAUGUGUUGUUUCUUUAAAAACUGGUGCAAAAAAUUUGGACACUGAAAAUGAGAAGGAACCGCCCCAGCCAAAGAAAAUGAAAUUUAAAAAUCAACGAAAACAUAAAUAAAACAAGGAAAAAUAUCAAAUUAUCUGUCUUUUGAAAUAAAUUAUACCUUAAUUAUCUAUUGAAAUAAAGUAAUUUUUUGACGAGAA
This is a messenger RNA of Condylostylus longicornis, 3140 nucleotides long. RefSeq names its product RNA cytidine acetyltransferase. The transcript has a single exon. Gene Ontology annotation, biological process: rRNA acetylation involved in maturation of SSU-rRNA. The record is from RefSeq and is a predicted model, not a curated record. NCBI's taxonomy places the organism in Eukaryota, Metazoa, Arthropoda, Insecta, Diptera, Dolichopodidae. Gene Ontology annotation, molecular function: tRNA binding; 18S rRNA cytidine N-acetyltransferase activity; ATP binding. Gene Ontology annotation, cellular component: nucleolus; 90S preribosome. The coding region runs from base 82 to 3054 and encodes 990 amino acids.